Anas platyrhynchos (mallard) is the source of this 5753-nucleotide messenger RNA. RefSeq names its product protein tyrosine phosphatase non-receptor type 23 (gene PTPN23). Gene Ontology annotation, molecular function: protein binding; protein tyrosine phosphatase activity. The record is from RefSeq and is a predicted model, not a curated record. Gene Ontology annotation, cellular component: endosome. Gene Ontology annotation, biological process: protein dephosphorylation; early endosome to late endosome transport; endocytic recycling. NCBI's taxonomy places the organism in Eukaryota, Metazoa, Chordata, Aves, Anseriformes, Anatidae.
CUUGGAUUUCCCGUCAGGCGCCGCGCGGCGGGGGCCGGUGGCGGCGGCGGCGGCGGCUGCGGCGGGGCCCGGUCCGGCCAGGCCAGGCCCGGGGGGCGCCAUGGAGGCCGUGCCCCGCAUGCCCAUGAUCUGGCUGGACCUGAAGGAGGCCGGCGAGUUCGCCUUCAACGCCGCCGUGAAGAAAUUUGUCCUGAAGAACUACGGGGAGAACCCCGAGAACUACAACGAGGAGCUGCGCAAGCUGGAGGUGCUGCGCCAGAACGCCGUCAACGUCCCCAGGGACUUCGAGGGCUGCAGCACGCUGAGGAAAUAUUUCGGGCAGCUCCACUACCUGCAGAGCCGGAUCCCCAUGGGUGCUGAGCAGGAGGCCGCGGUCCCCAUCGCCUGGACCGAAAUCUUCUCGGGCAAGACGGUGACCCACGAGGACAUCAAGUACGAGCAGGCCUGCAUCCUCUACAACCUGGGUGCGCUGCACUCCAUGCUGGGUGCCAUGGACAAGAGGGUGUCGGAGGAGGGCAUGAAGGUUUCGUGCACCCACUUCCAGUGCGCCGCCGGGGCCUUCACCUACCUGCGGGAUCACUUCCCCCACUCCUACAGCGUGGACAUGAGCCACCAGAUCCUCAACCUCAACAUCAACCUCAUGCUGGGCCAGGCGCAGGAGUGUCUGCUGGAAAAAUCCAUGCUGGACAACAGGAAAAGCUUCCUCGUGGCCCGGAUCAGCGCCCAGGUGGUGGAUUACUACAAGGAGGCCUGCCGGGCGCUGGAGAACUCGGAAACGGCCUCGCUGCUGGGAAAAAUCCAGAAAGAUUGGAAGAAACUGGUCCAGAUGAAGAUUUAUUACUUCGCCGCCGUGGCCCACCUGCACAUGGGAAAACAAGCCGAGGAGCAGCAGAAGUUCGGGGAAAGGGUCAUUUACUUCCAGAGCGCCCUGGAUAAACUCAACGAGGCAAUCAAACUGGCAAAGGGCCAGCCCGAAACCGUCCAGGAAGCCCUGAGGUUCACCAUGGACGUCAUCGGUGGCAAGUACAAUUCGGCCAAAAAAGACAACGACUUCAUCUACCACGAAGCCGUGCCCGCUUUGGACACCCUGCAGUCGGUGAAAGGUGCCCCGCUGGUGAAAGCUCUCCCUGUCAACCCCACGGACCCCGCUGUCACCGGCCCCGAUAUCUUCGCCAAGCUGGUGCCCAUGGCUGCCCACGAGGCCUCCUCGCUCUACAGCGAGGAGAAGGCCAAGCUGCUGAGGGACGUGAUGGCCAAGAUCGAAGCCAAGAACGAAGUCCUGGACCAGUUCAUGGACUCGAUGCAGCUGGACCCCGAGAGCGUGGACAACCUGGAGAUGUACAGCCACAUCCCCCCCGUCCUGAUGGAGAAGUGCGCCGCCCUCAGCGUGCGCCCCGACACCGUCAAAAACCUCGUCCAGUCCAUGCAGGUCCUUUCUGGGGUUUUCACCGACGUGGAGGCCUCCCUGAAGGAAAUUCGAGACCUCCUGGAGGAAGACGAAGCUCAGGAGCGGAAACUCCAGGAGCUGCUGGGGAAGAGCCCGGCCCCACCGGGUUCUCCUCCUCCUCCUUCCCCCGGGCUGGCCGAGGUGAGCAAGGAGUGCUCCAAAUACCUGGAGGUGCACGAAAAAGCCAGCUUCACCAACACCGAGCUGCACAAGGCCAUGAACCUGCACAUCGGCAACCUCCGCCUGCUCAGCGGGCCCCUGGAGCAGGUCCGGGCGGCGCUGCCCUCGCCCUCGUUGACCGAAGAUGACAAGCAGGUGCUGCAGAACCUGAAACGGAUCCUGGUCAAGGUGCAGGAGAUGCGGGACCAGCGCCUGUCCCUGGAGCAGCAGCUGCGGGAGAUGAUCCAGAAGGACGACAUCACCACCUCCCUCGUCACCGCCGACCGCUCCGAGAUGAAGAAACUCUUCGAGGAGCAGCUGAAGAAAUACGACCAGAUCAAGGUGUACCUGGAGCAGAACCUGGCUGCCCAGGAGAACAUCCUCAAGGCGCUGACCGACGCCAACGUCAAAUACGCGGCCGUGCGCAAGGCCCUGGCCGAGGUGGAGCACAAGUGGAACACCACCGUCCAGACCUUGGUGGCCUCCUACGAAGCCUACGAGGACCUGAUGAAGAAAUCCCAAGAGGGGAAGGAUUUUUACACCGACCUGGAGGGGAAAGCCGCCAAGCUGCUGGAAAAAGCCCGGGCGGCCUGCCAGGCUGCCGAAGCCAACCGCCAGCAGAUCCUGGAGAAGGAGCUGAAGAAGCAGCCGCCCCCCCGCCCCACGGCCCCCAAACCUGCCUUACAGAAGAAACCUCCGGAGCUGGACGGGGGCGGCCCCGAAGCUGCCGAGGGGGCUCAGCUCGGCCCCCUGGGCCUGGCCGAUCUCCCCGAGGAGCUCCGCAGCCUCCCCCCCGACGUGCUGGCCGCCCACCUGGCUCGUUUGCCCCCUUCCACGCUGGCCGCUCUCACCCUCGACCCCUCUUUAGCAGCCGGGCUGCGCCCCCCAGCCCCCCCCGAGGUUUUUUUACCCCUGGCCAGGCUGGCGAGCGCCCCGCUGCAACCCUACAGCCCCGCCCGCUUCCCUGCCCUACCUGGCCACUACCCCGUGCCUGCUUCUGCCCCCGGUGCCUUUCCAGUGCAGCUCCUGCAGCCCUCUGCCCCCCAAGCCGCCGUCCCCCCCCCCAGCUCAGCCCCUUCCUCUGCCCCCCAACUCUUCCCGGCCGCCCCCUUGCUCCGGGGCCCUCCGCAGCCCGCUUAUGGGGUGCCCCACGUGCUGCCCCCACGUUCGUCCCCCCAACACGGCCCCGCUGCUUCCUACGGGCUGAACCAAGCCGGGCUGCCUGCAGCCGCCCCCCCCAGACCCCCAACUAUGGGGCCGGCCCCUGGGGGUGCUCAGCCCCCACCCAUGGGUGCCCCCGAGCAGGGCCCGGCCCCCCGCCCGGCCACCACCACCGUGGACAGCGUCCAGGCCCCCAUCUCCAGCUGCACGGCCCCCCCCCGCCUCCCAAAUCAGGGUCCUACCGUGCCCCCCACCACCUUCCUGCCCCCCCAGCGCCCCGCUGCCCCCCCAGCCUCCUUCCCCUACGCCCCGGGGGGGCUGCAGCAGCCUUUUGGGCACCCCUUCCCCCCCGGGCAGCACCCCCACCCCACUUUCACCCCCCCGGCGCAGCUGCAGCCCGCCAUGGAGCUGCCAACUCGCCCCCAAGGCCUGGGGGGCCCCCAACAAUUCCCCCCCCAAGCCCCUUUCCUCCCCCCCGCCCGCCCCCAGCUCCCCCUACCCUUCCAACCCCCUGCCCGCCCCCCGCUGCCCCCCCAGUUUGCCCAGCAGCCCUUCUCCGGCCCCGUGGGGCAGCUGCAGCCCCCCCCAGCCCCUCCCCAGCCCCCGCUGUGCCCCCAGCUCUACCCCCUGCCCGGCCAGGACAAGCUGCCCCCCCACGGGCUCCCCCCACCCACGGGGACCCUCCCCUUCCCCGGCCCCCUACCCAGACCCCCUGGGCCGAGCGUGCCCCCAGCCCAACCCCUCCACCCCGCCCUGGGGGGGCUGCAGCCCGUGCCCCCCCCCAGCUCCCCAGCCCUCCCUUUUUGCCCCAGCCCUGCCCCGUGCGGCACCGUGCCCAUGGGGCCCCCCCAGCCUUCCCCCGCCACCCAAUCCGCCCCCCCCCACGCCGCCCCUUCUCCCAGCCCCGUCCUGAGCCAGCUCCAAGGCCCCACAGCGGUGCAGGGCCCCCUGAUCCCCUCCCCGGCCCCCUCCCCGCAGCCCCCUCUGCCCUUGCAACCCCCCCAGCGCCCCCCACCCUCGCUGCCCCCCGGCGAGCCCCAAUUCCAGCGGCAGAGCUCCUCCACCGACGACCUGCUGUCCUCCAGCCCCGAAAGCCAGCACGGGGGCUCCAAAGCGGCGGUGGGGCAACCCCUGCUGCAACCCACCAAGGCGGACGCCAAAGAGGGCCAAAAACCCAAAGCCGUGCAGCUGAUCGAGAAGGACCCCUACGAGAAACCCGAAGGCGUCCUGCGCCUCCUGGCUGAGCUCGAACGUUUCCGAGGCCUCCUGGAAGGUUUGGAGCGCCCGGCACCCACCCCUGGGGGUGGCACCCAACUGGACGCGGUGUGGAAGGAGCUGCAGGACGCCCAGGAACGCGACGCCCGGCAGCUUUCCAUCGCCAUCGCCCGCUGUUAUUCCAUGAAGAACCGCCACCAGGACAUCAUGCCCUACGACAGGAACCGCGUGGUGCUGCGCUCGGGGAAAGACGAUUACAUCAACGCCAGCCGGGUGGAGGACCUCUCGCCCUACUGCCCCACCGUCAUCGCCACCCAAGCGCCGCUGCUGGGCACCGCCGCCGAUUUCUGGCUGAUGAUUUACGAGCAGAAGGUGUCCGUCGUCGUCAUGCUGGUGUCCGAGCAGGAGCUGGAGAAGCAAAAGGUGCUGCGGUACUUCCCUGCGGAGCGGGGCCAGCCGGUGGUGCAGGGCCCCGUCACCCUGGUCCUCACGGGGCUGAAGGCCACCCCGACCCACGUGGAGCGGAUGAUCACCCUGCAGUACCGCGACCAGAGCCUCAAGCGCACCGUCAUCCACCUGCAGUUCACCUCCUGGCCCGAGCUGGGUCUGCCCGACAGCAAGGGGAGCCUCCUGCGCUUCAUCCAGGAGGUGCACGGCCACUACCUGCACCAGCGCCCGCUGCACACCCCCAUCGUCGUGCACUGCAGCUCCGGCGUGGGCCGUACGGGCGCCUUCUGCCUGCUCUACGCGGCCAUGCAGGAGGUGGAGGCGGGCAACGGGAUCCCCGACCUGCCCCAGCUGGUGAAGCGCCUGCGGCAGCAACGCAAGCACAUGCUCCAGGAGAAGCUCCACCUCAAGUUCUGCUACGAGGCCGUCCUGCAGCACGCGGAGCAGGUCCUGCAGCGCCACGGGGUGGGCACGCCCGGCCCCAAGCCCCCCAACAGCACGUCCCCCAAGCUCUACUUCCACCAGGACCCCCAGGACCUGGUGCUGGGGGGGGACCUGUCCAUCAGCUCCAUCCAGGCCACCAUCGCCAAGCUCAGCAUCAAGCCCCCGGGAGCAGGGGGAGAAAUUGGGGGGGGCUGGGGGCUCGAUCCUGCCCCAGGGCCUGAUUCUGCCCCCCCGGAGGCGCUGCCAGCGCUUCCCGACGGCGUUUUGGAUGGGGUGAUGGACGGCAGCGCCGCCCCAAUCCCUGAGCCAACCCCCCCAGCGCCCCCCGAGCCCCCAGCCGAGGCCGAGAGCAGCAACCACGUGGAGGAGGAGCCCCCCAAACCCCCUCCGGUUGAGCCCUCGGGGCCUUCACAGCCCCUACAGCCCCCACAGCCCCCGGCCUCCGCUCCCUCCUCCUCCUCGCUGGAGCUGCUGGCUUCCCUCACGCCCGAGGCCUUCACCCUGGACGCGUCGCUGAAGGGCAAGCAGCGGAUGAACAAGCAAAACUUCCUCCAGGCGCAGACGGGCGAGGGGCUGCGGGGCCCCCGGCCCACCGACGACCCCCUCAGCAUGCUCGACCCCCUCUGGACACUCAACAAGAGCUGAGGGAGGGGCCUCGGACCCCCCCCAAAAUCCUGCACUACAGCCGCAGCCCCCGGCCUCCUGCCUCCCAGGGUGCUGGGCUGGCCCCUGGGGGAUUUGGGGGGGCGCAGGGGGGGCCCUGCCUUCCCCCCCUAAAGCUUUGUACAGGUGUACGGCGCCCGCCACUUUCUCUCACUCCCUUAGAACUGACUUUUUCAGCUCUUUGCUACUAAAAUAAAGAGGUUGAUCUGGCGCUGUG